AUGCACGUAAUUUCAGACCAAUCGGAGAAUGAUCUCUCCAAUAUUGUUGUGGCUUCGAUAAAAUUGGGCCACAAGCACACUUUGACGGCCUGCGCCUUCAAAUAUGAUGACUAUUUCGGGGUGCACUAUGAAGACAACCACCCACGCCAUCCCGGGAUGCUGAACCGCGACACUGUCUGCAAUACUGAACAUGUACGGGCACGCAUGCAGCAGGAGCAACUUAGGGAAGCUGAACGCCGUGCUCAGGAGCAGUUUGCUGCUGAGCACGAUACACCUUUUUGCAUACGGCGGAGUUCACCCCCAUCAAAUCGCAUCAGCUUCAGAAACAGCACUGCAUAUGUUCCAGACGGGGACGCUGUGAAUUACACUUCAGAUCUAUCGCCCACACGAUGGCGCCCAAACUCAGGGAGGGUGUUGAGGAGCCCCAAUAAACGAAGUUACUCCAACCCCAUGAUGCUUCCACCCCUCAAUAAGGCCUCUGCAGCAUACAAAAGCCCAAAGCGGGUGUGUGCGUCACCUAGGCAAGGCUUCAAUUUUGGCGGGCUGCCGGAAAUUAUUCAUUUAGACGAGAAUGUUUAG
Trypanosoma rangeli is the source of this 579-nucleotide messenger RNA. RefSeq lists its product as uncharacterized. The record is from RefSeq and is a predicted model, not a curated record. Lineage: Eukaryota; Euglenozoa; Kinetoplastea; Trypanosomatida; Trypanosomatidae. The coding region runs from base 1 to 579 and encodes 192 amino acids. The transcript has a single exon.